GGGCCCCGGAGGCUGUGCCGGGGGACGGGGCCGGCGCGGGCCGCCAGAGGAAGCUGGAGGCGCUGAUCCGAGACCCCCGGUCCCCCAUCAACGUGGAGAGCUUGCUGGAUGGCUUGAAUUCCUUGGUCCUUGAUUUGGAUUUUCCUGCUUUGAGGAAAAACAAGAAUAUAGAUAAUUUCUUAAAUAGAUAUGAGAAAAUUGUGAAAAAAAUCAGAGGUUUGCAGAUGAAGGCAGAAGACUACGACGUUGUGAAAGUCAUUGGGAGAGGUGCUUUUGGUGAAGUCCAGUUGGUUCGGCAUAAGGCAUCACAGAAAGUGUAUGCUAUGAAGCUUCUUAGUAAGUUUGAAAUGAUCAAAAGGUCAGAUUCUGCUUUUUUCUGGGAAGAAAGAGAUAUUAUGGCCUUUGCCAACAGUCCCUGGGUGGUUCAGCUCUUUUGUGCCUUCCAAGACGAUAGGUAUCUGUACAUGGUAAUGGAGUACAUGCCUGGCGGAGACCUUGUCAACCUUAUGAGUAACUAUGAUGUACCCGAAAAGUGGGCCAAGUUUUACACUGCAGAAGUAGUCCUCGCUCUGGAUGCAAUACACUCCAUGGGCUUAAUACACAGAGAUGUGAAGCCAGACAACAUGCUUUUGGAUAAACAUGGACACCUAAAAUUAGCAGAUUUUGGCACGUGUAUGAAGAUGGAUGAAACCGGCAUGGUGCACUGUGACACAGCAGUCGGAACACCGGAUUACAUAUCACCCGAGGUGCUCAAGUCUCAAGGGGGUGAUGGCUACUACGGGCGAGAAUGUGAUUGGUGGUCUGUAGGGGUUUUCCUUUUUGAGAUGCUGGUGGGGGAUACUCCAUUUUAUGCAGAUUCGCUUGUAGGAACAUAUAGCAAAAUCAUGGAUCAUAAAAACUCACUAUGUUUCCCUGAAGAUGCAGAAAUUUCUAAACAUGCGAAGAAUCUCAUCUGUGCCUUCUUAAUGGAUAGGGAGGUACGGCUUGGGAGAAACGGUGUAGAGGAAAUCAAACAGCACCCUUUCUUUAAGAAUGACCAGUGGAAUUGGGAUAACAUCAGAGAAACUGCCGCUCCUGUAGUCCCUGAACUCAGCAGUGACAUAGACAGCAGCAAUUUUGAUGACCUUGAAGAUGAUAAAGGAGAUGUGGAAACAUUUCCAAUUCCUAAAGCUUUUGUGGGAAAUCAACUGCCAUUUGUAGGAUUCACCUACUAUCGAGAAAAUUUGUUAUUAAGCGACUCUCCAUCUUGUAGAGAAAAUGAUUUGAUACAAUCAAGGAAAAAUGAAGAAAGUCAAGAGAUGCAGAAAAAGAUAGACACGUUAGAAGAACACCUUAGCAAUGAGAUUCAAGCCAAAGAAGAGCUGGAACAGAAGUACAAAUCUGCUAAUAACCGCCUAGAGAAAAUCACAAAGGAGCUAGAAGAAGAGGUCACCUUAAGGAAAAAUGGGGAGUCGUCACUAAGACAGCUGGAGAGAGAAAAGGCUCUUCUACAGCACAGACACGCAGAGCACCAGCGGAAAGCCGACCACGCAGCGGAGAAGAAGCGAAAUCUAGAAAACGAUGUUAACAGCUUGAAAGAUCAACUUGAAGAGUUGAAAAAAAGAAAUCAAAACUCCCAAAUGUCCACAGAGAAAGUGAAUCAACUGCAGAGACAACUGGAUGAAACAAACGCUUUGCUGAGGACAGAAUCUGACACCGCUGUCCGCUUGAGGAAAACCCAGGCAGAAAGCUCCAAACAGAUUCAGCAGUUGGAAUCUAAUAAUCGAGAUCUGCAGGAUAAAAACUGCCUGUUGGAGACCGCCAAAUUAAAACUUGAGAAGGAGUUUAUCAAUCUUCAGUCAGCCCUAGAAUCUGAAAAGAGAGAUCGAACCCAUGGAUCAGAGAUAAUUAAUGAUUUACAAGGUAGAAUAUCUGGCUUAGAAGAAGACUUAAAGAAUGGCAAAAUUUUAUUAGCAAAAGCAGAGAUGGAGAAGAGGCAGCUGCAGGAGAGACUCACAGACUUGGAAAAGGAAAAAAGCAACAUGGAAAUAGACAUGACGUACCAACUGAAAGUCAUGCAGCAGACCCUAGAACAAGAAGAAGCGGAGCAUAAGACUACAAAAGCCCGGCUAGCAGAUAAAAAUAAGAUCUACGAGUCCAUUGAAGAAGCGAAGUCGGAAGCCAUGAAAGAAAUGGAGAAGAAACUCCUAGAGGAAAGGAUGUUAAAGCAGAAAGUGGAGAACCUGUUGCUGGAGGCUGAGAAAAGAUGUUCUAUAUACGAUUGUGACCUCAAACAGUCACAGCAGAGAGUGAACGAGCUCCUUAAACAGAAAGAUGUGCUAAAUGAGGAUGUUAGGAACUUGACGUUGAGAAUAGAACAGGAAACGCAGAAGCGCUGCCUUACACAGAAUGACCUGAAGAUGCAAACACAGCAGGUGAACACCCUGAAAAUGUCUGAAAAGCAGUUGAAGCAAGAGAACAACCACCUUCUGGAGAUGAAAAUGAGCUUGGAGAAACAAAAUGCUGAACUUCGGAAAGAACGCCAGGAUGCAGAUGGGCAGAUGAAGGAGCUCCAAGACCAGCUUGAAGCCGAGCAGUAUUUCUCAACACUCUACAAAACACAGGUUAGGGAACUUAAAGAGGAAUGUGAAGAGAAGACCAAACUUGGUAAAGAAUUACAGCAGAAGAAACAAGAAUUACAGGAUGAGCGGGACUCUUUGGCUGCCCAGCUGGAGAUCACCUUGACCAAAGCAGACUCUGAACAGCUGGCUCGUUCGAUUGCUGAAGAGCAGUAUUCUGACUUGGAAAAGGAGAAAAUCAUGAAAGAGCUGGAGAUCAAGGAGAUGAUGGCCCGACACAAACAGGAGCUCACAGAAAAAGAUGCUACCAUUGCGUCGCUUGAAGAAACUAAUAGGACGCUAACCAGUGAUGUUGCCAAUCUUGCAAAUGAGAAAGAAGAAUUGAACAACAAACUGAAAGAUGCUCAAGAGCAGCUAUCAAGGCUGAAAGAUGAAGAAAUAAGUGCAGCGGCUAUUAAAGCACAGUUUGAGAAGCAGCUGCUGAGUGAGAGAACACUGAAGACUCAAGCUGUGAAUAAGUUGGCUGAGAUCAUGAACCGGAAAGAGCCCGUCAAGCGUGGCAGUGACACCGACGUGCGGAGGAAAGAGAAGGAGAACCGGAAGCUGCACAUGGAGCUGAAGUCCGAACGCGAGAAGCUGACCCACCAGAUGAUCAAGUACCAGAAGGAGCUGAAUGAGAUGCAGGCCCAAAUCGCCGAAGAGAGCCAGAUUCGUAUAGAACUGCAGAUGACCCUGGACAGUAAAGACAGUGACAUCGAGCAGCUGCGGUCACAGCUUCAGGCCCUGCACAUUGGGCUCGAUAGUUCCAGCAUCGGCAGCGGGCCGGGGGAUGCCGAGCCAGACGAUGGAUUUCCAGCCCGUAUCACCCAGUCACACACUCUGGAGUCCGUGUCCUUCACCUACCAGUGCGCCUCCACUUCCCUCAGUGUGGCCUCGCAGCCUGCCAGGGCACGCAUGCGCCUUGACUCGGAGUCUGACUCCGAAGAAGACUCCUUGCCCGCCUUACCGCUGUCAUCGGAGCCUAAUGGUACAGAAUCGAGGUUAGAAGGGUGGCUGUCCUUGCCCGUGCGAAACAACACCAAGAAGUUUGGAUGGGUUAAAAAGUAUGUGAUUGUAAGCAGUAAGAAGAUCCUUUUUUAUGACAGUGAACAGGAUAAAGAGCAGUCUAAUCCAUACAUGGUUUUAGAUAUAGACAAGUUGUUUCAUGUCCGACCAGUAACACAGACAGACGUAUAUCGAGCAGAUGCUAAAGAAAUACCGAGGAUAUUCCAGAUUUUGUAUGCCAACGAAGGCGAGAGUAAGAAGGAACCGGAGUUUCCAGUGGAACCAGCGGGUGAAAAAUCAAAUUAUAUUUGCCACAAGGGACAUGAGUUUAUUCCUACUCUCUAUCACUUCCCCACCAACUGUGAGGCUUGCAUGAAGCCUCUGUGGCACAUGUUUAAGCCGCCCCCUGCUCUGGAGUGCCGUCGCUGCCACAUGAAGUGCCACAAGGACCACAUGGACAAGAAGGAGGAGGUGAUCGCUCCCUGCAAAGUAUAUUACGAUAUUUCAACGGCGAAGAACCUGUUGUUGUUAGCCAGUUCCACAGAAGAGCAGCAGAAGUGGGUGAGUCGGUUGGUGAAAAAGAUCCCCAGAAAGCCUCCGGCCCCAGACCCCUUCGCCCGGUCGUCCCCCAGGGCUUCCAUGAAGGCCCCGCCGAGCCAGGCUGCCCGACGGCCGAGCCGACAGCUGGUCCCAAACAAGCCCAGACUGCUUGAUCUGGCGUUUAAAGACUGGGAUUGGUCAUUUGAUGAUGUUGAUGAUGGUGAUGAUGAUGAUGACGAUGUUUUUGAUUUCUGAAGAAACAAAAGGGCUAACUGCCUUCUAUGAAUGCAGCCAUUACUCAAGGUAAUCGUAUUCUUCCAGUUAAAACAAGACUGAGAGAUGACGGCCCACAGUUUAUCCAAAAGCUCUGUUUUCCGGAGAGACUGAUGUCUACACACAUAAGUAUAUGUGUCCCCCUUUGUCCUGCGGCAUAGAUUACAAAGUUUGGAGCAAUUUCUGGACCCCUUUGAAGCAAUGAGUUGUUGAUCGAACAAGGACGCCGUCUACGGCCCGUCCACGCGGGCUUCCUGGAGCUCUCCUGGCGCCACCCACACUACAUCGCACACAAGGACUGAGAAUAGUCAGACUUUCAAGAACUCAUCUUCUCAGCUUCGGCAGAGCAGUUUCACCAGCACAUUUACCAGAAGAAUCUGGGCGUGAUCCCACUACAGUGAUGAAGACUGCGUCUUUAAGAAGUGACCAUUGUACUGUGUGUGUGUGUGUGCAUGUGCGCGUGUGUGUACGCUUACACACACACACACACACUCACAGUACUGUCAUUCUGUAGGGGGUUUGUAAAACUUCCCACUUUAUUUUUUUAUACAUAUGAAUCAGAUUUCGUUACUACAGUUGCAGCUCGCACUUGUGUGAAGCCAUAAUGUUGGUUUCUAUCAUUGACUGUGUGGGCCUGACGGAAGCUGCAUGCUAGAGUUGAAGCAGCUGUUGUAGCAGUGAGUCUCACCUUCGUGCUCCGUGUCCCGAUGCUUCAUCAUAGGCCACUUUACCCUUUUUGAAUGCCUUAAUUUAAUUUCUUUUUCGAAGUCUUAGCCCUUUAGCUGUAUUUAAGAAACAAAAAAUCAACCAAGUGCUAGUUUACCGCUAUUAGGAUGCAAAUUUGCUUUGUGGAAGAAACAUAGUGCACUAUUUUUUCACAGAAUAGUUCUAUCCAUGUCAGUCUAUUUUGAUUGUAUAACUAUCUUUUUUUAAGUAUUGGUCCUAGAAACAAUAAUGGAUAGUAUUCAGACUAAUAUAUCUUUGAUGUAGAACUAUUACUCUUCCAGCCCCUUACAGACCUCCGUGUUAGCCUGCGACUUAGUGCUACGAAAUGUUUUCUUUGUUUUGAACUUACUGGGUAUCCUAAAUAUGUCUUUAUUUCUGGUUUUAAAAAAAUUGUGACUUUUUUACAUUUCAUACUCAAAAUUGAAAAAUUGUCUCAGAUAUAAGAAAACGAUGAUAUACUGUAGAUAAAUUUUAAAUAUGAAAUGUGAUCCUCAAACACAACUCUGUAUGGCAAUACUUCAGUACCAGGUCGAAGCAACUAGUUAUUGGGAAGAAGCAGCCUCAAAGGCACUUCAUUUUCUUUUAAUUUUAAAAAUGCUAUAAAGUGAAUAGUUGAUGCAGGCCCAUUCCUGCUACAUCCUCAUCAGACCAGACAAACAUGUGUCAAUACACUAUGGUGUGCAGCAAUGGUAAUCAAGUGAGAGAGAAACCACGUGGUUUUUAUCAGCCUUCUCUUUAUGUGUCUACACACACGUGGUAGGGUAUUGACCGAUCCCUAAUAUCUCAAUAAAGAAAGGCAUUUUGUUGAUUCCCUCUAGGGUCAGCAUAGGGUUGUUCAAGCAUUCGGUCUACAGCUGCCGAUCAUGUCAUGGAAAUGGGAAGUGGCCCACGGACACGCGGGAAGGGAGUGUCGUCCUCGCGACGGGGUCUGCUGGAAUGAGCGGCACAGCCGCCGCCCUCGCAGACAGGGGUGGGGGUGGGGGUAGGUCCUGUGGUUCUGGUUUUGAGGCAAAGCUUUUUUUAAAAUAAGAUUUAAAAAGGAAAAAUAUAUGAAAUUUAUAUAGAAUAAUUAUUUCCAUUCAUUAGACUUGUUUAAGGAGACUGAAUUAAUAUUUUAUAUAAAGAUUUUGCUACCUUAUGGGAGGUUCUAUCCUUUUAUUCAGAAUUGGAGAGAAUAUAUAUAUAUAUUUUUAAUAAACUUUAUUAAGAUGAAA
Molecule: messenger RNA, 6355 nt
Organism: Echinops telfairi (small Madagascar hedgehog)
Lineage: Eukaryota; Metazoa; Chordata; Mammalia; Afrosoricida; Tenrecidae
Gene: ROCK2
Product: Rho associated coiled-coil containing protein kinase 2
Exons: 35
Coding region: 225-4397 (1390 amino acids)
Biological process (GO): Rho protein signal transduction; smooth muscle contraction; positive regulation of centrosome duplication
Cellular component (GO): cytoskeleton; cytoplasm
Molecular function (GO): small GTPase binding; ATP binding; Rho-dependent protein serine/threonine kinase activity
Source: RefSeq, a predicted model, not a curated record